AUGGCUAUUCAGGUCAUGGUACCCGAUUUCGAGAACAAGUAUCCUCGUCGUGGGGAUCGGUUGCAAGAGGAGCCAUCAGCCAAGAAUGCCCAGGGCUUAUUCCCUCCAGAUGCUUGUGUCUUUGUUGGAAAGCUAGUUGCAGCAGAGGAAAUGACCGAAGACCUGAAAACAGCGUUCACCGUCUAUGGCCCGUGUCAUGUUAAGAUCAAGCAGGAUAAGAAGAAGGGCCUCCCGGGUGCAUUUGUGCAGUUUGAGAAAGUGGAACAUGCCAAUGCAGCGCUGGAUCCCAAUGAACGUAUUGCUCUACAUGACCGGUGGCUGCGAGUUGAAAGGGCUAAAGGAAGACGAACCGCCUGUCUUGGUCUCCGCUCGGGGGCUCCCAUCACGGACCAAGAUGUUUCCUCUGCACUGGGAGACCGAGGCCACUUGGAGGUCUACUGCAUCGAAUCAUACCCCACAGGACCUCAAACAUGGACUUUUAUCUGCAAAGUCACAUUUGCCUACGUCGAUGACUGCAGAGACGCGAUCAAGUACUUCCAAAAAGACUCCAAGUACUAUCUGAGUCUCCUCGAUAUGGAGGGCAGUCCCCUCAUACCGAACGUGGGCCGGGGUCUUCCUCUUCGUACCAGACCCCACAGCUCAUCUCAACCAGCGCGUAACAACAAUCACAACGGCUAUCGAUACAACAAACCCUACCGUAACGGAGCCAACAGGGGUGGCUAUCGUGGAUUCUCUAAGCAUCACAAUCCACCAUUCCAAAUGGAGAACUUACCUGCGUCUCAUUUACAUGGUGAAUUGCCUCUGCCUCAUUUGCGUGGUGGCUUCCCUGGCCCACAUUACUGGGUCAAUGGCAUGCCAUACAACAACGAACGACAUCCAUCAUUCUACUAUCCGCCAUCACAGCACCCAAAUGACGGCUUUAAUAACCAUCCGUUCAUUGUCAAUAGUCAACCGAGAUAUGACCACCCACACUUUCUUCCGCCUCCAGAUAUUUACAACACUGGCAUUCCUGGCGGGGCUUUGAUUAUCAACGGCCAGCCACAAUAUGGUGACAAUAGCCCGGCGGUUUAUCACGAGUUCUUCACACCAGAGAGUGCAGGUUUGAGCCCACCAGCUAGUGUUACGAGCCAACCUGGUAGCUACUUUACUCCACAGCCCUAUACUGAGCCCUACCCGGCUCAUCAGAAUCAAUUGGCCCCGCCCCAUGUUCAAGUCAAAGUGACGCUGCCGCCAACCAAGCCUAAAGACACCGAAGAAAAGGUUGUUGAAAAUGAAGGAAUAGAAAAGUUGCUCGAGCCCGAGAGGCUAGAGAAACCACCAAAACUCAUUCGCGUCUAUGAAUCUGACACGGAGUCCGAUGACGAAAAAGAGCAAGAAAAAUGUUCCGCACGAAUAUUUGAGCUUGGGGAAAGAAGCCCUCUGAUUCCCGCCCUCAAAUCACUCAAAGAAGAGGAUGAGAAACUGAAAGUUGAAGGACACGAUAUACGGACCACAGAGCCAACCUCCAAUUCGGGACCUCCAUCCGAAGACCAAGUAUCGACACCCAGCCAUGCAAGCUCGCGCUCUGGAUCCUGUUCCCCUCCAUAUCGUAUUGCCUUCCACGUGCGAUCUCAGCUUGUGGAACUGGAAUCAGACCUCGGUGAAGCCGCGAUACAAGAGGUGAUUUUGUCACUGAAGAAAGAGCUAAAGCUAAAGAAGCAGGAGCAGGAGGCAGAAAAGAAUAAAGGGAAGUUGCUACUUGACAGUGGGUCCAGCACUUCACGGAGCUGUUCGUUGACAAGAUCUUGUUCGUCAAAGUCCAUUUGA
Molecule: messenger RNA, 1806 nt
Organism: Penicillium pulvis
Lineage: Eukaryota; Fungi; Ascomycota; Eurotiomycetes; Eurotiales; Aspergillaceae
Exons: 5
Coding region: 1-1806 (601 amino acids)
Molecular function (GO): RNA binding
Source: RefSeq, a predicted model, not a curated record